Messenger RNA from Seminavis robusta, 1302 nucleotides. NCBI's taxonomy places the organism in Eukaryota, Bacillariophyta, Bacillariophyceae, Naviculales, Naviculaceae. The record is from the annotation of a GenBank genome assembly.
AUGGGCAUUGAGGACUUGAAUACCCGUACUCUCUCGACAGAGUAUCUGUUCGAAGACCCCGAGAAGUUUGUGUCGCAAAAGCAGUACAUCAAGUUCGAAACUCUUCAAGAUGUGGAAACCCGUCGUCGAAAGAUCUUGAAGCGUAGCGAGCUCCCCUUUUGGAGGAUCUUGGGAUACUUCGAAGGGACUUGUCUUCGAGCCAUGAUCGUGGAUUGGCUUUUGUGGGUCACGUUGGCCGUGUUUUUGUCGCUCCGUGUUGUGCUCCGUCUCCAGGGGGGCAAGAACGAAGCCUAUCGGUACAGCUUUGGCAGCAUGAUGGACCUCGGUGAUACCGAUAUCAGCGUUAUUGGUGGAUUCUUGUCGUUCUUUCUGGUUCUGUUUGUCAAUCAAAGCAAUUCCCGCUUCUACGAAAUGUACAAGACCAGCCAAAAGUGUCCUUCGCGCAUCUUCGAUGUGGCGCAGAUCUUGAUUCCGCCUUGCCACAAAAAGAACAAACGCGAUUUGGCCGCUCGAGUGAUCCGUUAUUUGAACGCGGCCCACGUAGCUGGAUACGUUGGCCUAAGCCGCACCUAUUCCAAGCCCGAGUUUUUUGACAGGUUGAACAAUCAGCAUCGAUUCUUGAGCCAGCAGGAACUGAAGCGCAUUCAAGAGCUGGACAUGGACCAUGGUCCCACCGCCUUUCACGAAUUGGUGACCUGGGCCAUGAUGGAUAUCGAAACUGCCUUUGAGGAGAAUCUUAUCGACGCCCGUGAAAAAAGUGCUCUCAAGGAGAAGACGACACAGUUUCGUGAAGCCAUGGAUGAAUUGUACGCGUAUUGUGAUCAACCCAUUCAUUUCUUUUACAUUCACUUUUUGUGUCUCUUGAGUGCAGUAUACCUGCCCUUGUUUGCCGCAAAUGCUGCCUUUGAAGCAGGAACGGGGGGCGAGACGCACUGGAGUUGGGAUGUCUUGUCCUUUCUGGUCGUCCUGGUUCAAGCCAUUUUUGUCAUUGGAUUGCGUCUAUUGGGGCAGAAAAUGGUGGACCCCUUUGGCGAUGACGUGGAAGACUUGAGUGUGAUGUACUACGUUACGGAAACUUGGCAAAAGAGCAACCGAAUGCUGGCUGCUAGUUACCCCAGUGCCGUGUCCCCAGAGACGGAAGAAAAGCUUCAGAAAAGCCAAUCAGUUUCCCUCGGACGAGGCUUUGGAAAGAAAACGUCAACCAAGAACAUGGGAGUCGCGCCGCAGCAAAAGGAGCAACAACAGCAGCUGCAAGAGGACGCUGCAAGCACGGCUCCUACCGAGCCAGACUUGAUGGAAUAA